Molecule: messenger RNA, 1393 nt
Organism: Lates calcarifer (barramundi perch)
Lineage: Eukaryota; Metazoa; Chordata; Actinopteri; Centropomidae
Gene: fam228a
Product: family with sequence similarity 228 member A
Exons: 9
Coding region: 269-1288 (339 amino acids)
Source: RefSeq, a predicted model, not a curated record
GCUUGUGUGCCGGUGUCAUGGCAACGGAAAACCUCCAGACGGUAGGACACCUGGAGGAGGCCUCUCCCUUUUCCUCCUCCUCUCCCUCUCUCGCCUCUGCUGACCACCGCGGCUGGUCUAGGGGGAAGAACUAGCAGUCGCCACACUUUUAAAAUGUUUCACCAUCCCAAGUGACGAGCUUCUGACCCCAAAACCUAGCGAGUUUUGGCUAAUUUUUGCCGUUUAUCCCGUGAACUUUCGACCUAAACGCCCUCAAGUCAACAAAGGGAUGAGCCCCAUGAAGAGAAACACUGCCUGUGGUGUGAUCACCUUCCACACACCGUUUGCUGUCAGCCUGUUGAAAUCAGAGGAGUGCACGGCAGAUGUGAAGGACGUCACAGAGACCGGAAAGCGGCUGUCUCAGCUGACUGCGAGGCCGAGGAGCAUCAGCAGAUGUGUGAGAGCGGGGAAAAGGGAUGAGGCCUCACCCUCUGGGCCACAGCCGGGUGCCAAACGGGACAGGGUCUCUCACACCUCCCUCAGACAACUGCAGGCAAAGAUGGAGACUGAAAAUCUACAAGCAAGAGAAAUAAUCAAACCUUUGCUGGAUACAGAAAAUGGUUUUGUGAAGGGGUUGGAGAGGUUUCUGAGCCAACGAGAUGUAACAGAGCUGAGGAGGAGGGAGCUGCUGCACAAGCGCUGGACUGAGCGUGUAUGGUUUCCACUCCAGAGGAGAGUGGAGGAACAUGUGUCCAGCUGUAGCCCUGCAGAGGCCAAGAGGCGCCAGGGCUUGUACAGUCACUAUCUCCAUCACUGCAACACGAAGGGUUUUGUGUUUCUAGAAACUUAUGAUCUGAAGGAGUACAAUCCUUUUCUUCUCAACAUCAAAAAGCCGCACUACUUCAAGCUCAAUAUGGCUGACUUACAGGACUCACUGCACCUUCAGUUACAUGAAAGAAUGAAGGAAAAGAGAACAGCCCGUUCUUGUGAAGCAGGAUGUAAAUACACAAGGAGACAAGUAGAGAAGUUACCUCAGAGAGAUCGUCCUCUGGGAGAGUCUGUGACGCCUCAGGCCAGCACACCUCUACAAGCCUCAUCCACUUAUUCAGUCUCUGCAUCUGGGAAAACUCCAGUGGGGGAUGAGACUGAAGGAAGGUCCAGCAGGCUUGACACUAUACCAUACCACAUACGUGCGACUACCACACCAGAUGGAAGGUGCCACCAGACCGGCUGCUGGUUCUCCGCAUGUGGAUGUCGCAAACAACCGUUAAGUUUACAGCAACUUCAGUCCUCGCCUACACCCAAAUAAAAUCUUUGUUUGAUACAAAUCUUCACCUCUAUUCACUUCUAACUACCUCAGAGUUUUCCUAGGAAACCAACAAUGUGUUGAGAAAGUGGUGAAACAGCCACAACA